GUUCCGCUGCUAUACUGCAACUCAGCUAAAGUUCUUGAAGUUUUAUUUUUAAAUAUUAUGCAGCGGCCGAAAUCUGGGAAACGCUCACGAUCACCUAACGACGACACAUUGAACAAUAAUAAAAGUCAAAGUAAAGUACUCGUUACCCAGAAAAUAAGCGACAACUCAAAUCCAGAGAAAAUGAAGCAAAUUCAUGAGAAAACUCACAAGCUACUGUUUGCGGCUGCCGCUGCCACCCCAGAUGACGGUGCCAUCAUCAUCGCUCCACCACCUGAGCAGUUUAGGCUGUAUGGACUUACAGGCAACGGUGGUAUUACCAUUCGCAACUUGGCAAACGAUGUCAUAAAUCCGGGGUUAGAGCGCAGGCGCUCGCGCUGCUGCCAGCGUUUGACCCUUAUACACGACCGUUGUGGCAAUUGCACUGAUGACCUGUGCGAGGAGUGCGGAUACUCGUGUCGCGAGUGUUCCACGUUCAUUUGCCGCGCUUGCGUUACCGUAUUUGGAAGCAAUCCCGAAGAGGCCGACGAUCCGUUGUGCGAGCGCUGCCAAAUGUAUUUCGCUUAGGUCCGUCAUCCGUGAAUCGGGCCCGGUUGCUUCCCCUCCACACACACUGCACACCUACACACUCAUCAUGUUCAAGGACCGGGGAAGUUGAAACUGGGCUUCGAUUCACGAACACAAACAAACAUACACAUACAUACAUACUUCAUGUAAAUAAAUAAAAAACUGGUCAUGGAAUCCACCACAGAGCCACCACCACACUAUACAAAUAAACACCUUCCAAAGAAUGAGUGGAACUUUCUCAGGAUUCCGGACCAGGCUUUUUAUAAACACUUGUAAAACACGUA
Messenger RNA from Drosophila subobscura, 848 nucleotides. Its product is annotated as apoptosis regulatory protein Siva-like. NCBI's taxonomy places the organism in Eukaryota, Metazoa, Arthropoda, Insecta, Diptera, Drosophilidae. Gene Ontology annotation, molecular function: CD27 receptor binding. Gene Ontology annotation, biological process: extrinsic apoptotic signaling pathway. The transcript is spliced from 3 exons. The record is from RefSeq and is a predicted model, not a curated record. The coding region runs from base 58 to 564 and encodes 168 amino acids.